UGCAGUUAGAGUGAAGACAACCUGUGAAGAUGUCAAGCACAGCAGAAGACAUAUGUGGAGGAGUUGUUGCUAAAGACAGCAAAACAGCAACAGACAGGGCAGCAUGCACGGAGAACCUAACAGAGACUGAUGCCUUCAUCAGAAGUUCUUUGCCUUUGGAUCCUGCAGAGGAGUACAAGAUGGACAACAAACGACGAGGCCUUGCACUCAUCUUUAACCAGGAGCGCUUCAACUGGCGCCUGGGACUACAUGACAGGCCUGGAACCGAGGCUGACCGGAAAAACUUGGAGAAAAGACUGACGGAUCUAAACUUUGAAGUGAGGGCUUAUGAUGACCUCGGAAAGAAGGAUGUCGAAGAUAGAAUCACUGAGGCUGCAGAAGCCGACCAUUCAGAUGCAGACUGCUUUUUGCUCGUCUUCCUGAGCCAUGGAGAGAAAGAUCACGUUAACACCUCCGAUGGCAAGAUCACCAUUCAGGAUGUCACAUCCCUGUUCAAAGGAGACAAGUGCAGGAGCCUCGUAGGAAAGCCAAAGAUCUUUAUAUUUCAGGCAUGCCGAGGAGAUAAGCAUGAUGAUCCGGUUACUGCCUGUGAUGCAGUGGAUAGUGUGUUGAAGACAAAUGAGAUGGUGGUGAACGCCAGCAGUGUACACACUCUCCCUGCUGGGGCUGAUUUCAUCAUGUGCUACUCUGUGGCUGAAGGUUACUUUUCCCACCGGGAGACGAUCAAAGGUUCCUGGUAUAUUCAGGAUCUGUGUGAGCUGCUUCAGGAGUAUGGGAACUCCCUUGAAUUCGCAGAAUUACUGACGCUGGUCAACAGGAAAGUGUCGAUGAGGAGUGUCGAGAAAAGUAGAGACAGGAAUGCCAUUGGGAAGAAGCAAGUACCUUGCUUUGCUUCAAUGCUCACCAAGAAACUUUACUUCCGACCAAAGAAGUAACCAUUUUCAAGCUCAGUCAUAAAAUGAACUGGAUUUAUAUUACUCCUGAUAUUCACACAUGCAUUGAACAAUCAGCUAUUGGCAGUCUUAGUUUUACAUUGAAAACAAUAGUAAUAGAAUAACAGGAUUAACUUGUGUUACAUUUACAUUUUAUAAAUUUAACAAAUUAAUUUCUGCUGUGGUUCAUGCCAGGAAAGUUACAGAGCUUGCUUGUGCAAUAAGUUAGUGUAGAAAUGGUUGUAAAACACAGUAUGACCUGCAGAGGGCAAGAUAGAGCUCAUUUUAAACACUGUAAAUCUGGUUACUGCAAUAACCCUAACUGACAGCAAUUCUUUAAUACUGACUCCUAAAUACAAAAUCAAGCUGGUCCUGUAAUAACAUUAGUAGAUUUAUAUUGAUCUUUGAAAAUGUCCCAAGUUCUAUAUAUUUGACAAUCAAUAUUUAGAGUCUGAUAAAACCUCUUGCCACCUGGCUCUCUAUACUGCUGUGAUCGUGGAUGUUGCUUCGAGGCAUUGUAAAUUUUAUUCUCAACAAAUUAAUAAAGGCACCUUCUUUCAAAUCAGCUCACCUUUCACCUGUUGUGUGCUUCCUCAUGCUUUUCUUCUUUGGCUCUGGAUAUCAGCCAUACCUGGGCAGCCAGAGGGAGUCUUGUGUGUGUCAGUAUGAAGUGAA
This is a messenger RNA of Epinephelus fuscoguttatus (brown-marbled grouper), 1607 nucleotides long. Its product is annotated as caspase-6-like. NCBI's taxonomy places the organism in Eukaryota, Metazoa, Chordata, Actinopteri, Perciformes, Serranidae. The transcript is spliced from 8 exons. Gene Ontology annotation, cellular component: cytoplasm. The coding region runs from base 30 to 935 and encodes 301 amino acids. Gene Ontology annotation, biological process: proteolysis; apoptotic process. The record is from RefSeq and is a predicted model, not a curated record.